GGCGACCGAUUUUGCAGAAUAGUUUCUCAAAAGACGUCGUUCGUAUAAGAGUAGCCCUCGACUGUUCCAACAAAGAGAGAGAGGGAGAGAAAGAGAGAGAGGGAGAAAGAGAGAAAAAGGGUGGAAGAGAAAGAGUGUUCUUGUCGUUUGUUACUCCUGUUGUUUCUGCUUGGAAAUGAAGAAGGAAAUUUAUUCCGAAGAUCGAAUAAUCUAAAGGAAAGCUAUAGAGAUUACGGAAGAUGCAGAAGAAGUCUAUAGAUCGUCGUUGAAGGAGUUAGGAUCUAUAUUCUCUAAGAGUAUCUUCCCUUUCAAUAAGGUUCGAUCUUAUUGGAAUAAUGUGGACGAAACGGCAAAUUCUGCAUAUUUUGAUAGCCCUGAUCUUGGCAUUUGCAGAAGCAGAACACUAUGAGAUUUAUGAAGAUCAAUAUAGAAAAAGUGAUAUCCCUUUCACCUGUUCCGAGGAAGGCUAUCAUCCUGAUCCACACGACUGCAGAGUUUUCUACAGAUGCGUCGAUCAAGGCAAUGGUGGUCCUUUGACAAUCUUUAAGUUCGAAUGUGGAAUUGACACAGUAUUUUCCAGAGAAAAAGGAAAUAUAUGCAUUCAUCCAAAUGAUAGUGAACGACCAGAAUGUGGUGGAUUUGAGAAUGAAAUAGAUUCUGAUAUUCAAAAUCUCAGUAUGGAUUCAUACCCAUCUUAUUCUACGUCCACAACAACCAUUAAAAUCACGGAUAGUACACAUAUAGCUACAACAACCACUACAACAGAGGCUACAACAACUACCCAAGAUUGGACGACUACGAGAAGAUCUGAUAUUAGUACCGAAUUUUCAACAACUACACAGCCAUCAACAUCUGAAUCAAAUCAAAAUGAGACGAUUGGUCUAGGAGGAGUACAAUGUACUACUGAUGGAUUUUUAUCUGAUUUACAAGACUGUAGAAAAUUUUAUAGAUGUGUAGACGAAGGUGCUGGAAUAUUACGAAAAUAUGAGUUUACUUGUGGAGUAGGAACUGUUUGGGAUCCGAAGAUCGAAGGAUGCAACCAUGCUUGGGCAGUUACGAGAGAUGACUGCCGACAACUCCAAGAAAAUGGCAAUACAGAUAGCGGACAAUGGAAUGGCGAUAUAGGAGCUAAUGGGGGACAAUGGAAUGGAGAUACAGGAGAAAAUGGAGGACAAUGGAAUGGUAAUACAGGAAGUUGGAAUGGUGACAGUGGUACAUCAAGUAAUGAUAAUAAACCUGAUAAUUCGGGAAUUCCAGAAACACCAGGUACUCCUGGUACUCCUGGAACAGCUGGCACCCCUGGCUCUCCUGGAACAUCAGGAACUCCUGGAACAGCUGGCACUCCUGGUUCCACUGGAAUACUAGAAACUCCUGGAUCUCCUGGAACACCCGGAACACCAGGUACACCUGAAACAGCUGGCAGUCCUGGUUCCACUGGAACACCAGGUACUUCUGGAUCUCCUGGAAUACCCGGAACACCAGGUACUCCUGGAACAGCUGGCAGUCCUGGCUCUCCUGGAACAUCAGGUACUCCUGGAACAGCUGGCACUCCUGGUACCCCUGGAACAGCAGGCACUCCCGGUUCCACUGGAACACCAGGUACUCCUGGAACAGCUGGCCGUCCUGGUUCCCCUGGAACACCAGGUACUCCUGGAUCCCCUGGAACAACAGGAACACCAGGUACUCCUGGAACGCCUGGAACAACAGGUACUCCAGGAACACCAGGCAUAGCUGGAAUACAUGGAUACCCUGGUUCUCCUGGAUCAUCUGGCAUCCCUGGCUCUCCUGGAACAUCAGGUACUCCAGGAACAGCUGGCACUCCAGGUACCCCUGGAACACCAGGAACUCCUGGAACAGCUGGCACUCCCGGUUCCACUGGAACACCAGGUACUCCUGGAUCUUCUGGAACACCCGGAACACCAGGUACUCCUGGAACAGCUGGCCGUCCUGGUUCCCCUGGAACACCAGGUACUCCUGGAUCCCCUGGAACAAUAGGAACACCAGGUACUCCUGGAACGCCUGGAACAACAGGUACUCCAGGAACACCAGGCAUAGCUGGAAUACCUGGCUACCCUGGAUCUCCUGGAUCAUCUGGCAUCCCUGGCUCUCCUGGAACAUCAGGUACUCCAGGAACAGCUGGCACUCCUGGUACCCCUGGAACACCAGGAACUCCUGGAACAGCUGGCACUCCCGGUUCCACUGGAACACCAGGUACUCCUGGAUCUUCUGGAACACCCGGAACACCAGGUACUCCUGGAACAGCUGGCCGUCCUGGUUCCCCUGGAACACCAGGUACUCCUGGAUCCCCUGGAACAAUAGGAACACCAGGUACUCCUGGAACGCCUGGAACAACAGGUACUCCAGGAACACCAGGCAUAGCUGGAAUACCUGGCUACCCUGGAUCUCCUGGAUCAUCUGGCAUCCCUGGCUCUCCUGGAACAUCAGGUACUCCAGGAACAGCUGGCACUCCUGGUACCCCUGGAACACCAGGAACUCCUGGAACAGCUGGCACUCCCGGUUCCACUGGAACACCAGGUACUCCUGGAUCUUCUGGAACACCCGGAACACCAGGUACUCCUGGAACAGCUGGCCGUCCUGGUUCCCCUGGAACACCAGGUACUCCUGGAUCCCCUGGAACAAUAGGAACACCAGGUACUCCUGGAACGCCUGGAACAACAGGUACUCCAGGAACACCAGGCAUAGCUGGAAUACCUGGCUACCCUGGAUCUCCUGGAUCAUCUGGCAUCCCUGGCUCUCCUGGAACAUCAGGUACUCCUGGAACAGCUGGCACUCCCGGUACUCCUGGAACAGCUGGAACUCCUGGUACCCCUGGAACACCAGGAACUCCUGGAACAGCAGGCACUCCCGGUUCCACUGGAACACCAGGUACUCCUGGAUCUCCUGAAACACCAGGUACUCCUGGAUCUCCUGAAACAGCCGGAACACCAGGUACUCCUGGAUCUCCUGGAACACCCGGAACACCAGGUACUCCUGGAUCUCCUGGAACACCCGGAACACCAGGUACUCCUGGAACAGCUGGCAGUCCUGGUUCCCCUGGAACACCAGGUACUCCUGGAUCUUCUGGAACACCAGGUCUACCUGGUACAUCUGACAUUCCUGGAACCACAGUUAUUCCUGGUAGUUCAGACAUAUCUGGAAGUCCUGUUACUUCAGAAACUCCGAGCAGCACUGAUACGUCAGAUACCCCUAUUAUACCGAGUACUUCAGGUAUAUGCAUCGAAGAGGGAUUCUUCCCUGAUCCAAAGAAUUGUCGUAAAUUUUAUCGAUGUGUAAAAGAUAGCAAUGAAUUCAUAAAAUAUGAUUUUGAAUGUGGUGUUGGAACAGUUUGGGAUUCCACUAUACAAAGUUGCAAUCAUGAGUACAAUGUACCGAAUUGUACAAGUAAUGCUGAAGUGGAUUUAACAACACCUGAUACUUCUGUCAAUGAAAUAGACUCUUCUACUCCUUUAAGUUCAAGUGAACAGCAACAAGUAGGCACAUCCAGGCCAACUCAAGGCACAACACUAGCUAGUACUUCAGUGUCAUACCUUCCCCCUGAAACGACUACGACGUUUACAAGACCAGAAGAUUCGGCAACAUCGGCAGCAACUGACAGACCUGGUACUUCUGGAACUCUACGUCCUCCCGGUCCAAUUUCUCCUGGAAUAACUGGAGCACCAGGUAGUGAUGGUAUACCUGGCACAACUGGAACUGAUGGGACUCCUGGAACAUCAGGUACUCCUGGAACAGCUGGCACUCCUGGUUCCCCUGGAACAGCUGGCACUCCUGGUUCCACUGGAACACCAGGAACCCCUGGAACAGCUGGCAGUCCUGGUUCUCCUGGAAUACCAGGUACUCCUGGAACCCCUGGAACAACAGGAACACCAGGUACUCCUGGCAUAGUUGGAACACCUAGCUCUCCUGGUACACCAGGAACACCAGGCAUGGCUGAAAUACCUGGCUACCCUGGUUCUCCUGGAUCAUCUGGCACUCCUGGUUCCUCUGGAACAGUUGGCACUCCUGGUUUCCCUGGAACACCAGGUACUCCUGGAUCUUCUGGAACACCAGGUCUACCUGGUACAUCUGACAUUCCUGGAACCACAAUUAUUCCUGGUAGUUCAGACAUAUCUGGAAGUCCUGUUACUUCAGAAACUCCGAGCAGCACUGAUACGUCAGAUACCCCUAUUAUACCGAGUACUCCAGGUAUAUGCAUCGAAGAGGGAUUCUUCCCUGAUCCAAAGAAUUGUCGUAAAUUCUAUAGAUGUGUAAAAGAUAGCAAUGAAUUCAUAAAAUAUGAUUUUGAAUGUGGUGUUGGAACAGUUUGGGAUUCCACUAUACAAAGUUGCAAUCAUGAGUACAAUGUACCGAAUUGUACAAGUAAUGCUGAAGUAGAUUUAACAACACCUGAUUCUUCUGUCAAUGAAAUAGACUUUUCUACUCCUUUAAGUUCAAGUGAACACCAACAAGUAGACACAUCUAGGCCUACUCAAGGCACAACACUAACUAGUACUUCAGUGUCAUACCUUCCCCCGGAAACGACUACGACGUUUACAAGACCAGAAGAUUCGGCAACAUCGACAGCAACUGACAGACCUGUUAUUUCUGGAACUCCAGGACUUACCGGACCCAUCUCUCCUGGAUCACCUGCUUCACCUGGAUCACCUGGCAUUCCUGGAUCAUUUGGUACUCCUGCAUCACCUGGAACUCCUGGCUCACCUGGAUUACCUGGUACUCCUGGAAUACCUGGCACUCCAGGGAGCCCAGGUUCACCUGGUACACCCGGUAGUGUUGAAUCCUCUGGCAGCCUGGGAACCCCUGGUACGCCUGGAACCCCUGGUACACCUGGAACACCAGGCGCACCUGGAUCACCUGGUACUCCUGGAACACCUAGUACUCCUGGUACGUCUGAUAUUCCUGGAACCUCAGUUAUUCCUGGUAGUUCAGACAUAUCUGGAAGUCCUGUUACUUCAGAAACUCCAAGCAGCAAUGAUACGUCGGAUAUCCCUAAUAUACCGAGUACUCCAGGUAUAUGCAUCGAAGAGGGAUUCUUCCCUGAUCCAAAGAAUUGUCGUAAAUUUUAUCGAUGUGUAAAAGAUAGCAAUGAAUUCAUAAAAUAUGAUUUUGAGUGCGGUGUUGGAACUGUUUGGGAUUCCACGAUACAAAGUUGUAAUCAUGACUACAACGUACCAAAUUGUACAAGUAAUGCUGAAGGGGAUUUAACAUCACCUGAUUCUUCUGUCAAUGAAAUAGACUCUUCUACUCCUUUAAAUUCAAGUGAACAGCAACAAGUAAGCACAUCCAGGCCUACUCAAGGCACAACACUAGCUAGUACUUUAGUGUCAUACCUUCCCCCGGAAACGACUACAGAAGGCUCGACUACGACGUUUACAAGACCAGAAGAUUCGGCAACAUCGACAGCAACUGACAAACCUGGUAUUUCUGGAACUCCAGGCCCUACCGGACCCAUCUCUCCUGGAUCACCUGGUUCACCUGGAUCACCUGGUAUUCCUGGCUCACCUGGAAUCCCUGGUACUCCUGGAAUACCUGGCAUUCCAGGAAGCCCAGCUUCACCUGGUACACCCGGUAGUGUUGAAUCCUCUGGCAGCCCGGGAACAUCUGGUACGCCUGGAACCCCUGGUACGCCUGGAACCCCUGGUACGCCUGGAACCCCUGGUACACCUGGAACACCAGGCUCACCUGGAUCACCUGGUACUCCUGGAACACCUAGUACUCCUGGUACAUCUGAUAUUCCUGGAACCUCAGUUAUUCCUGGUAGUUCAGACAUAUCUGGAAGUCCUGUUACUUCAGAAACUCCGAGCAGCACUGAUACGUCAGAUACCCCUAUUAUACCGAGUACUCCAGGUAUAUGCAUCGAAGAGGGAUUCUUCCCUGAUCCAAAGAAUUGUCGUAAAUUUUAUCGAUGUGUAAAAGAUAGCAAUGAAUUCAUAAAAUAUGAUUUUGAGUGCGGUGUUGGAACUGUUUGGGAUUCCACGAUACAAAGUUGUAAUCAUGACUACAACGUACCAAAUUGUACAAGUAAUGCUGAAGGGGAUUUAACAUCACCUGACUCUUCUGUCAAUGAAAUAGACUCUUCUACUCCUUUAAGUUCAAGUGAACAGCAACAAGUAAGCACAUCCAGGCCUACUCAAGGCACAACACUAGCUAGUACUUCAGUGUCAUACCUUCCCCCGGAAACGACAACAGAUGUCUCGACUACGACGUUUACAAAACCAGAAGAUUCGGCAACAUCGACAGCAACUGACACACCUGGUAUUUCUGGAACUCCAGGUCCUACCGGACCAAUCUCUCCUGGAUCACCUGGUUCACCUGGAUCACCUGGUAUUCCUGGAUCGCUUGGUACUCCUUCAUCACCUGGAACUCCUGGCUCACCUGGAUUACCUGGUACUCCUGGAAUACCUGGCACUCCAGGAAGCCCAGGUUCACCUGGUACACCCGGUAAUGUUGAAUCCUCUGGCAGCCCGGGAACAUCUGGUACGCCUGGAACCCCUGGUACGCCUGGAACCCCUGGUACACCUGGAACACCAGGCUCACCUGGAUCACCUGGUACUCCUGGAAUACCUAGUACUCCUGGUACGUCUGAUAUUCCUGGAACCUCAGUUAUUCCUGGUAGUUCAGACAUAUCUGGAAGUCCUGUUACUUCAGAAACUCCAAGCAGCAAUGAUACGUCGGAUAUCCCUAUUAUACCGAGUACUCCAGGUAUAUGCAUCGAAGAGGGAUUCUUCCCUGAUCCAAAGAAUUGUCGUAAAUUUUAUCGAUGUGUAAAAGAUAGCAAUGAAUUCAUAAAAUAUGAUUUUGAGUGCGGUGUUGGAACUGUUUGGGAUUCCACGAUACAAAGUUGUAAUCAUGACUACAACGUACCAAAUUGUACAAGUAAUGCUGAAGGGGAUUUAACAUCACCUGAUUCUUCUGUCAAUGAAAUAGACUCUUCUACUCCUUUAAGUUCAAGUGAACAGCAACAAGUAAACACAUCCAGGCCUACUCAAGGCACAACACUAGCUAGUACUUCAGUGUCAUACCUUCCCCCGGAAACGACAACAGAAGGCUCGACUACGCCGUUUACAAAACCAGAAGAUUCGGCAACAUCGACAGCAACUGACACACCUGGUAUUUCUGGAACUCCAGGUCCUACCGGACCAAUCUCUCCUGGAUCACCUGGUUCACCUGGAUCACCUGGUAUUCCUGGAUCACUUGGUACUCCUGCAUCACCUGGAACUCCUGGCUCACCUGGAUUACCUGGUACUCCUGGAAUACCUGGCACUCCAGGAAGUCCAGGUUCACCUGGUACACCCGGUAGUGUUGAAUCCUCUGGCAGCCCGGGAACCCCUGGUACGCCUGGAACCCCUGGUACACCUGGAACACCAGGCUCACCUGGAUCACCUGGUAUUCCUGGAAUACCUGGUACUCCUGGUACAUCUGACAUUCCUGGAACCUCAGUUAUUCCUGGUAGUUCAGACAUAUCUGGAAGUCCUGUUACUUCAGAAACUCCAAGCAGCAAUGAUACGUCGGAUAUCCCUAUUAUAUCGAUUACUCCAGGUGUAUGCAUUGAAGAGGGUUUCUUCCCCGAUCCAAAGAAUUGUCGUAAAUUUUAUCGAUGUGCAAAAGAUAGCAAUGAAUUCAUAAAAUAUGAUUUUGAGUGUGGUGUUGGAACUGUUUGGGAUUCCACGAUACAAAGUUGUAAUCAUGACUACAACGUACCAAAUUGUACAAGUAAUGCUGAAGGGGAUUUAACAUCACCUGACUCUUCUGUCAAUGAAAUAGACUCUUCUACUCCUUUAAGUUCAAGUGAACAGCAACAAGUAAACACAUCCAGGCCUACUCAAGGCACAACACUAGCUAGUACUUCAGUGUCAUACCUUCCCCCGGAAACGACAACAGAUGUCUCAACUACGACGUUUACAAAACCAGAAGAUUCGGCAACAUCGACAGCAACUGACACACCUGGUAUUUCUGGAACUCUAGGUCCUACUGGACCCAUCUCUCCUGGAUCACCUGGUGCUCCUGGUACUUUGGAAACCCCUAGCAACUCUGUCACUCCAGAUUCCACAGUUAUUACAAGUAAUUCAGAUCUAUGUAAUAAAGAAGGAUUCUUCUCUGAUCCUGGUAGUUGCCAGAAAUUCUAUCGAUGUGUAAAAGAAGGCAAUACAUUCAUGAAAUAUGUAUUUGAAUGUGCCAUUGGUACUGUUUGGGAUUCCCGCAUACAAAGUUGUAAUUACGAUUACAACGUACCAAAUUGUAGGAGUAACGCUGGUGUCGACAUGACAACACCCGAUUCUUCUAUCAAUGAAAUAGAUUCUAUUAAUGGUUCAAGUACAAAUGGACAGUCUGAAGUAAGUACUAGUAAACCUAUGGAAAGUACAACAUCUUCAAUCUUUAGUUCUACUACAAUAACAACUACUACUAAUCAUGAGGCACAAUCUAUGAUUCCAACAACAAUUAUAUCUACAUCUUAUUUACCACCAUCAAUUUCUGAAAUAAUUAGUAGUACACAAAUGACUUCUAGUACUAAACCUCCCGAAGUUACAUCACAAAUAACAUCAGCCUCAUACUUACCUCCUAUCAGUACUAUGCAGUCAAAUGACGUUGGUCAAUCUACAACUAUAUCACAACAGAUAAGUACUACUCCAUCAAGUACUGGCCAAGUAGGAACGUCGGAUUGUAAUACAGAAAGUUUCAUCCCAAACCCUAAUGAUUGCAAGAAGUUUUAUCGAUGUGUCAGUCAUCAAUCCGGAUUUGUAAGAUAUGAAUUUCAGUGCGGUCCUGGUACUGCUUGGGACCAAAGUAUACAAACAUGUAAUUAUAUUGAACAAGUCAGUUCCUGCAUGAUAAAUAAUAAUGAAAUAGUAGGAGAACAAGGUUCUACCUCAACUACUAAUUCUAGUAAAACACCUGCAACUAUUAAUGAAAAACCUGGACAGACUACAAUAAAACCCUCCUCAACUUAUAUACCAACAACUUCUGACAUGAAUGAAGUUCAGUUUACAUCUACUAAGUCUGAAAAUAUGCAGUUACUUGCAGGAUCAACUACUGAAAGUAUGUCGUCUUCUAAACCGCCAUAUCCAAUUUCAUCUUCCCCGUCUGAAUCGACAGUUUCAUCUUCUGAAUCAAACACAGAAUCAUCUAAUAUGGUCAAACCGCCCUGCACGACAUCCGAAAUUAAUAAUACAAUAGUUUGUAAUGAAGAAGGAUUUUAUCCGCAUCCAAUGUACUGUGAAAAAUUCUAUCGUUGCGUUAACAAUGGAAAAGGAUUUAACGUCUAUCACUUUAAUUGUCCACCGAGUACUAUAUUCGAUCCCAGUAUAAGCGCAUGUAAUUAUCCGGAAUCAGUCUAUCCAGCAAGAGAUUGUACUACAUUAGCAGCAGAGCCAAGUUCAUCUGGUAAUGAUAUUAUAACACAAUCUACGACAAUAUCAGAAGCAACAGAAGAAUCUUCGUCCACUGAGAGUUCAACAACGCAAAUUAAUACCGAAAUGUCUACAGGAACUACAACAUCAAUGGUAGAAUUUACAACCACGGGAAUUUCAACAGAAAUGACAUCGAUGACAUCGGAACAAACAACUUCCGGGGAAAUUACAUCCAUGUCCAGUACUGAAUCAUUUACUCCAACAGUGACCGAAAGAUUAACAGAACCAACAUUAAGUUCCACUGAACAAACGACAGAAUCAACAAGUUUCACUGAACAAACGACAGAAUCAACAACAAGUUCCAUUGAACAAACAACAGAAUCAACUGUAAGUUCCACUGAACAAACAACAGAAUCAACUGUAAGUUUCACUGAACAAACAACAGAAUCAACUAGUUCCACUGAACAAACAACAGAAUCAACUGUAAGUUCCACUGAACAAACAACAGAAUCAACUAGUUCCACUGAACAAACGACUGAAUCAACAGUAAGUUCCACUGAACAAACAACAGAAUCAAUUGUAAGUUCUACUGAAAAAACAACAGAAUCAACUAGUUCAACUGAACAAACAACAGAAUCAACUAUAAGUUCCACUGAACAAACAACAGAAUCAACUAGUUCCACUGAACAAACGACUGAAUCUACAGUAAGUUCCACUGAACAAACAACAGAAUCAACUGUAAGUUCCACUGAAAAAACAACAGAAUCAACUAGUUCAACUGAACAAACAACAGAAUCAACUAUAAGUUCCACUGAACAAACAACAGAAUCAACUAGUUCCACUGAACAAACGACUGAAUCAACAGUAAGUUCCACUGAACAAACAACAGAAUUAACAGAAGAAUCGUCUAUGAGUUCUACGCAAUCAGAAGCACUUGCUAGUGAAUCAACAACGGAACAAUUUACUACAGAAUCUCAAAAACAGUCAACAACUGAAUAUCAAGAACAAUCAACGACUGAUAGUUCAGAACAAUCUACUACAGAAUCUCAAGAACCAUCCACCACAGAAUCUCAAGAGUCGAUUACACAGAUACAAGAGGGAUCUACUACGGAAUCAGAUGAAUCGACUUCUACAACCAAAGAACCUUCGAUGGUGACACCUUGUCCUAUUGGAAAUUUAACUGAUGAACAAAUAACUCUUAUUUGUCCCACAGGAUUCCGUAAACAUCCGCGAUAUUGUAAUUUGUUCUACCAAUGUACCAUUGAAGGUAAUAUGGAAAUCAAGAUUCUCGUUUUAAGUUGUCCCGAAAAUACUAUCUUCGACGAGCAAAAAAUUCAAUGUCUUCCUGAAAAUGAAACCAAUCAAGGUUGUACGGGUCUUCGUGCCAAUGCUAGAUUUUACAGAAAGUUAGAAGAAAAUUCUAUAACACCAGUGAAAGUCUCAUCGCAACCUUUAUGUCCUGACAUUGGACAUUAUCCAUAUCGGCAGGGUUGCAGCAACACAUUUUAUAAAUGCAAACGAGACAGUAGAGAUAAUUUGCAAGGAUAUUUUUAUAAAUGUCCUGCGAACUUCAUUUAUUGGUCGGUUUCUAGAAGAUGUGAACGUGCUACUCGUCUACCUAUGUGCACACAUUUAGCAUACAGGAAGAAUGAUUUUUGGGACAGUCGAUGGCAAUUACCAGUCGAAGACAUCAAUCUUUCCGCGAGAGCAUUGCGUCUCUUUUGAGUCAUUAGCUAAUGAUACACUACUUUCGUAAAUUUCCAAGAACAGUAUAAAUCUCUCAGGUUACAUGCAAAACUUGUCAUCAGGAAACAUUAUACAAGUCUUGCACGUAGAAGUGAAUGAGACGAUUAAUCGGAUUUUGUCAACAUGGCUGCCGAAGAUAUAACAUUUGACAGAUCUUCGAUAGCCAUCUUGAAACGAUUUACGUUCGUUCCAGCUUCUACAAUGAAACUGAUAAUAUUUUUCUAUUAUAAUCAGUUUCAUUUAGAGUAGUUAGUUUAAAUAAUUACUAAUUAUCAUCGAUCAUAAUUCAUAUCAUCGUGCCGUACAAUCUUUGUUGACGACAAUAUUAAAUAUUUUUGACAAGAGAUCAUAAGCGAUAAUUGGGGUUUUGGUUGCGGGACUUGUAUGCAAUACACGACUGUAUUUAAUAGUAUAGUAAAUCAUAUGUAUAUUUAUUAAGCUGAUAAUUAGUUUAAAUAGUAUUGAUAGAAGUUCACGGAAAGAUUCUCAGGAAAUGUCUUCGUUGUGGAGUGAUCUAUACUCUUAAAACGGGAAUAACAUUUUUGAAGCGACUGAAUUUAUAUGUUUGAAAUGUAAAAAAAAAAAGAGAAAGAGAGAUCUUCAUAAGAAACAAAAUUGAACAUUUCAAUCAAUUUCUAUAUUUACCUUGUACAUAACUAUGUUUUCGUACUUCUAAUUCAAUAUAUCAUUAUAAGUAAUAUAGACACAUAGUAUACAAAUAUUUUAGUAAAUAUGUAUACAUGAUUUUCGCGUGUUUAUAUACGAUCUCUACCUAAACGACUAUAAAUAAAAUGUGAGUUUUUCAAUGUAA
Messenger RNA from Vespa velutina, 11919 nucleotides. Its product is annotated as mucin-12-like. NCBI's taxonomy places the organism in Eukaryota, Metazoa, Arthropoda, Insecta, Hymenoptera, Vespidae. Gene Ontology annotation, molecular function: chitin binding. The transcript has 4 exons. Gene Ontology annotation, cellular component: extracellular region. Bases 336 to 11087 code for a protein of 3583 amino acids. The record is from RefSeq and is a predicted model, not a curated record.